This is a messenger RNA of Callithrix jacchus (white-tufted-ear marmoset), 1544 nucleotides long. It is a transcript of the gene RAB20, whose product is annotated as RAB20, member RAS oncogene family. Gene Ontology annotation, molecular function: GTPase activity; GTP binding. The record is from RefSeq and is a predicted model, not a curated record. Lineage: Eukaryota; Metazoa; Chordata; Mammalia; Primates; Cebidae.
GGGGCAGGGGCGGAGGCGGGGUGGAGCCGCCGAGGGCCGGGCCCCCUCCGUGGGCGCGGGGCUCAGUCCCCAGCUCCCGCCCGUGCGCACACACGCGCUUCCUCGCCUGCGCUCCUGGGCGUCCGGAGGCGAAGGUCCCGCAGCGUUCACGGGAAUCCGGGUCCCCGCGAGUCCGGGAUCCGCUCCUCCAGCCGCGCCCGGGGCGCACGAGCCUGCCAGCCUCGGGGAGAGCGCGCGGGGCGCCGCGGGGGUCCUGCGGGAAGAUGCGGAAGCCCGACAGCAAGAUCGUGCUGCUGGGGGACAUGAACGUGGGGAAGACGUCGCUGCUGCAGCGGUACAUGGAGCGGCGCUUCCCGGACACGGUCAGCACGGUGGGCGGCGCCUUCUACCUGAAGCAGUGGCGCUCCUACAACAUCUCCAUUUGGGACACGGCAGGGCGGGAGCAGUUCCACGGCCUGGGCUCCAUGUACUGCCGGGGAGCGGCUGCCAUCAUCCUCACCUAUGAUGUGAAUCACCCGCAGAGCCUGGUGGAGCUGGAGGAACGCUUCCUGGGCCUGACGGAGACAGCCAGCAAAGACUGCCUCUUCGCCAUCGUGGGGAACAAAGUGGACCUAACUGAGGAGGGGCCCUUGGAGGGCCAGGAGAAGGGAGAGUGCAGUCCCAAUUUGGACAGCGGGGGCUGUCUCCCCCCCAGGGUGCCUAAGCAGGUGCAUCUGGAGGACGCGGUGGCCCUUUAUAAAAAGAUCCUGAGGUACAAGAUGCUGGAUGAGCAGGACAUGCCGGCCGCUGAGCAGAUGUGCUUUGAGACCAGUGCCAAGACGGGCUACAAUGUGGACCUCCUGUUUGAGACCCUGUUUGACCUGGUGGUGCCAAUGAUCUUACGGCAGAGAGCUGAGAGGCCGUCACACACGGUGGACAUAUCCAGCCAUAAGCCACCCAAGAGGACCAGAUCUGGGUGUUGUGCCUGACUUUUGAGGGCCCGCCAGACUCAGACUGUGCGUGUGGAAAGGGGUCUGAGCAGGCAAGCUGUGGUCUGAAAGGGGCGAGGAACACUGGGGAAUUAUUUUACAGAACAACACACUUAGUAGAAUGGAGUGGAAAUGGCAGCUCGGCCUGAAGAGGAGGUUGACGUGUGUAGUCUCCUCAGUCUCUGUCAGAGGGCUGGGGAGGUGGGGAACGGGAAUCCUCUGCAAAGCCCCAUCUGCAGAGCCAAGACCCCUGGCGUACUCUGCCCUGCUGCCCGGCACUGGUCCUUCUCAGCCAGCCUCCCACAGCCCCUCACCCUCGCACAGGCAGAAGAGAAGCCCACGUCUGCACCUGCGCCUCUGACCCUUUCAGCACCGUGGGCUGUUCCCACAUCCUACAGCUUAAUGUGUCUUGUUCUCGCGCGUGUCUCUUCACUGUGAGUUGUCUUCGGUACUUGUAUGUUGAUGCUUUAUUAUCCUCGCUCUCAACGUGUUAAUUUAUACGAAUCAGGAAUAACAGUUUUUAUACUGAUUGCAGCAAUGUGGGUACAUGUAUUAUUAAAGAGGAUUUUAAGAAAA